AUGUCGCCGAGAACAAGUAGUGAGCCGCGCAGCGGUGCUGCUACACCUGACACGAUAAACGACGUGGAUAGUCAAGAUCACUGGGACGAGAAACAUCGUCUGUGGGUCGACUCCGAUACGAGCGCAGAGGAGAAACGCAAGCGCAAGAGAAAGAAAGCGGAGAUUUCAUUACGAGACACGUAG
Messenger RNA from Fomitiporia mediterranea MF3/22, 183 nucleotides. RefSeq lists its product as uncharacterized. Lineage: Eukaryota; Fungi; Basidiomycota; Agaricomycetes; Hymenochaetales; Hymenochaetaceae. Bases 1 to 183 code for a protein of 60 amino acids. The record is from RefSeq and is a predicted model, not a curated record. The transcript is spliced from 2 exons.